AUGGUGGUAGACAAAAGCAACCAAGCUUCUCCUUUAUGUUGUGUUCUUCCAAUGUACGACUCAAAACAUUCAAGUUAUGUCACUGAAGAAGAUUCAAACGACCUGAACCAUACACCAAAACACAAAAGAACCAAUGCUACGCUCAUGAAUUCAGCUUCAGCUCACGAUCUGAGAUGUCUACAGGUAGAAAAAGAGAAGCAAGAUCCUGAAUCACCUAGAGGGGCUCUAGAAGCAUGCUUAAACCGAUGCUCCAUCUCUUCCUCAGAAGAUCCUCCUCAAAAUAGAGAAGCUAUAGAAAACGCAGACGCAGACGUGCGUUGCAAGAAUCAUAGAGCUUCUUCGAAUUGGGGCAAGUUCUUCAAGAUUUGGAAACGCAGGUCCAUGAAACGUUUAUCUUCCUUCCCUCCUUUAAGCUGCGCCCCAGUCUUGAUCUCCAAACGCAAUAAAAACGCAGAUCCAAACGUCGAUGAUCUGAACCUUCAUGAUAUCUAUGACUUCCAAUCAUCUCUACACAGCUUCUCAAUCACUGACCUAGAAAUAGCAACUGACAAUUUCAACCCUGAAAACAUAAUCGGGAGAGGCGGUUACGCAGAGGUUUACCAAGGCAUUCUACCAGAAGGGAAGCUAAUAGCUGUGAAACGUCUCACCAAAGGCACACCAGACGAGCAAACAGCUGAGUUUUUGUCCGAACUAGGGAUUAUAGCUCAUGUUGAUCAUCCAAACACAGCCAAGUUCAUCGGUUGUUGCACUGAGGGUGGAAUGUUUCUUGUUUUCAGACUAUCUCCUCUUGGAAGCCUAGGCACUCUCCUCCAUGGACCUUCGAAAAAUAAGCUGACUUGGAGCAGACGUUACAAGGUGGCAUUAGGAACAGCAGAUGGACUAAUGUAUCUACAUGAGAGUUGUCAAAGAAGAAUCAUUCACCGAGACAUCAAAGCCGACAACAUUCUCCUAACCGAGGAUUUUCAACCGCAGAUUUGCGAUUUCGGUUUAGCCAAAUGGCUACCAAAACAGUUGACGCAUCACAACGUAUCCAAAUUCGAAGGAACAUUCGGGUACUUUGCGCCUGAAUAUUUCAUGCAUGGCAUUGUUGAUGAGAAGACUGAUGUUUUCUCCUUUGGAGUUCUUCUCUUGGAGCUCAUAACCGGCCAUCCUGCUCUUGACGAGUCUCAGCAGAGCCUUGUCUUAUGGGCCAAACCGUUACUAGAGAGGAAAGAGAUAAAGCAAUUGGUGGAUCCGUCGCUUGGAGAUGAGUAUGAUCGUGAUGAGCUUAACCGGUUAACUUCCACUGCUUCUUUAUGCAUCGAGCAGUCUUCUCUUCUAAGACCCCGCAUGAGCCAGGUUGUGGAAUUAUUAUUAGGUCGAGAAAGUUUCGUUGCGACUCCAAAAGAAGCCAAGAGAAAGAUGAUGCAACGAACAUACUCUGAAGAAAUAUUAGAUAGCAUAGAGUAUAACUCAACUAAGCACUUGAGAGAUCUUGAUCACAUUCGAGAGGUUGCUUUAGCUUCUUGA
Eruca vesicaria subsp. sativa (arugula) is the source of this 1509-nucleotide messenger RNA. Lineage: Eukaryota; Viridiplantae; Streptophyta; Magnoliopsida; Brassicales; Brassicaceae. The record is from the annotation of a GenBank genome assembly.